ACAUCACAAACUAACCAGAGAAAGGCGGAUGUCUUGGACGUGAUCAGAGCCCGUAAUUUUGGACGGACAGGCCCGAAUCCGUCCAGUGUGUUCCUGCUUUCUGUCAGAACCAGUGGGGAGAAGGAACAGGUCGGGCCGGUACAUUGACCCUGACCCUGCCAGAUUGCACAUUGAUCUCUACAGUAAAGACACAUCAGACGCCCGAGUGUCACCAUGCAUUCUUCCACAACAUAUGCAGCCCUGCUCUGUCUGCUUGCUGGGGCAGCGACAGCCAUUCAGACCCCUCAGACAGUGUUUCUGGAGAAGCAGCAGGCCACCUCGCUGAUCUCCCGUCAGAAGAGAAAUGCCGGACCGUCGACCUUGGAGCAGGCUUGCAUGGAGAAGGUGUGCACCUAUGAAGAAGCCAGGAAGUAUUUCCAGGACUCAUACCGCACGGACAUCUUCUGGUCUGUCUACAUCGAUGGAGACCAGUGUGCUGAAAACCCCUGCAUGAAUGGAGCCAUGUGUUCAGACAGUGUUGGAGGCUACGACUGCGUCUGCAAGUCAGGUUUCACAGGGGUCCACUGUGAAAAAGAUGAGACUCUUUGCACACUGGAAAAGCACAAAGGAUGCUCACAGUUUUGUAAACCAGGGUACACGUCCUACCAGUGUUCCUGUGCCCGUGGGUGGAAGCUCAAAGAGAAGACCAAGUGUGAGCCUGCAGUCAGAAACCCCUGUGGUCAGCUGAACAAACUGUCUCAGUGGAAGAACAGACAGUCAAGAAUUGCUACCAGUAACUUUGAAGGACUUCCUUGUGCUUCAGCCGAGUGUCCUUGGCAGGCUCUCCUGAAGAGUCCAGAGUCUGAAGGCUACUGUAGUGGAGUAAUUCUGAAGGAGAACCUGGUCUUGACUUCAGCCCAGUGUGCCAUGAAAUAUACCUCCUUCCAGGUGGCAGUUGGAAAGCGCAGCACAAACUAUGAAGAGGGAGAGCAGAUCCUGUAUAUGAAGCUAGUUCACCCCCACCCUCGUUACAUGAGAGACCGUCCUGAAAAUGACCUUGCUGUGAUCGAGCUUCGCGACCGCAUAGUCUUUAAGCCACACAUCGUCGCAGCCUGUCUGCCAGAGAAAGACUUCGCUGAGAGCAUCUUAAUGUCUGGAGAUUUCCCGGCUGUUGUCACCGGCUGGAAAGAACCCACGCAGGUGUCCGGGUUCCAGGGGCCGCUCACUGUUAACCAACUGCAGUUCAGCACUCCGCCUAAGUGCAGGGAGACGUACUCCAACCUGAUGACCAAUAAAAUGGGCUGCACCACUGCUCGAGCCAAUGCCGACUGCAACAUGGGCUCCGGCAGCCCCUUGCUUACUCUGUACAGAGAUGUGUUGUUUCUCACAGGGGUGGUGAGCCAACCAGAUGGGGCUGACUGCACCAAAGGGUACAUCUUCCAAAAAGUGUCGCGCCACCUCAGCUGGCUGCAGACACUCAUGGAUUCACGUUAGAAUGGUGAAGUGAGGUAACAGAUCAAGCUCGAUUAUAAAUUUUGAAUUAUGCAGGUAAAUAUAUACUAAAAAAGAGAAUCUGUUGAAUAUCUUUCUUUCGUUUAAAUUUAGUCGUCAUAAGCUUCUGUGUGUGUGUUCUUUUUUUAAAUAUCCAUGACAAAAUAAACACUGGUUAAUGUCUGAUUUCUUCCCUGUCUGCACUUCACCUUUUAUCCACAAGGUGGCUCUCUGUUAACGUCAAUAGGAAGCUUUGUUCUUGCAUGUGUCAAAUACUCAUUGGCAGUAAGACCUGUGAAUUAUUCAGCAUGAUUGUGAUGUGAACAUACCUUCCUGUACUAUUAAAGCUAUGUUAUGUCUGCAACAAUGUAAUAGUUAACAUGCACCUUAAAUGACUCCUGGUAAUCAUGGUUUCAUGAAUGUAAUAAACCAGAAAACCCAAA
Messenger RNA from Girardinichthys multiradiatus, 1913 nucleotides. Its product is annotated as coagulation factor X-like. Gene Ontology annotation, molecular function: serine-type endopeptidase activity; calcium ion binding. Gene Ontology annotation, cellular component: extracellular region. The transcript has 9 exons. The record is from RefSeq and is a predicted model, not a curated record. NCBI's taxonomy places the organism in Eukaryota, Metazoa, Chordata, Actinopteri, Cyprinodontiformes, Goodeidae. The coding region runs from base 214 to 1473 and encodes 419 amino acids. Gene Ontology annotation, biological process: proteolysis; blood coagulation.